Lachancea meyersii CBS 8951 is the source of this 1314-nucleotide messenger RNA. The record is from the annotation of a GenBank genome assembly. Lineage: Eukaryota; Fungi; Ascomycota; Saccharomycetes; Saccharomycetales; Saccharomycetaceae.
AUGUCCCAAGAAUCACAGCCGUCUCGCAAUGAAAUGCGUACUUUUAAGGAGGAUGAGCUGGAAGAAUUGCGUAAAGUUUACGGGAUGAGAGAGGCUUAUAAGACUUGGCGAAAGGGAUCGGAUCCCAGAGAAAACGAGAAACGUCUGUUAUCGCAACUAGAUUUCUUCCCAGACGGAGACAAAACGCGAAAGUGCUCGAUUUUGGACGUCGAAAUCGGUAACAAGCUACAUAUUCAUGAGUUCGAGGUUGAAAACACCGAAAAAACCGAUCGCAAGCAUUGCAGAGAUAUGGUAAUAAUGCAUGGGUACGGCGCUGCGUUGGGACUUUUCGUGCGUAACUUUGACGGCCUGAGUCGCGUUCCGGGGCUCAAACUGCAUGCCAUCGACAUGCUUGGUUACGGACUGUCAUCGAGACCCAAAUUCCCCGGAACUGGGUUUAUAUCCAGCUACGUGAAGCGAGGCGACAUUACAGUGAAGGAAGUCAACGAGGCCGAGGACUUUUUCGUAGACUCGCUGGAACGAUGGAGACAGAAAAGACAGCUCGAGCGGUUCGUUCUCGUGGCUCACUCGCUGGGAGGCUAUCUGGGCUGCUGCUACGCGCUCAAGUAUCCCGAGCGAGUAGAAAAACUGGUGUUGGUGAGCCCCGUGGGCGUGGAAACAUCGGUGUUCGACCUCACGCGCAAACACACCGACAAACACCUCCACGCCACAGAAUUGGGGCCCGAUGUAUCGAAGGAAAUGUCAGCGGACAAGAGCAACCCCACGACAGACAACCCAGUGAAGACGUCCAGCUCAUUCCACGUGCCCGAUGAUUCUGGCAACGUGGAGCGCGUUCCCAACUUGCCGAAGGUGUUUGCGUUCAUGUGGUCGUGCAAUAUCUCGCCCUUUGGUAUUCUGCGCACCCUGGGUCCCAUGGGCGCAUUGAUGUCGUCGAGAUGGUCUUUCAGGCGGUUUACGCACUUGAAAGACCCACAGGACCUGUUUACGUUCCACGACUACUUCUACAGUGUUUUUAGCGGCGCCGGUAGUGGGGAGUAUGCGCUAACGCGAAUUCUGGCGCCCGGUGUGCUGGCAAGACUGCCCUUGCUGUCUAGAGUCCCCGAGAACCUGAAAUGUGAUUCUUUCUGGAUGUACGGCAGCUACGAUUGGAUGAGCAAAGAGGCCGGCCAGGUGAUAGUGCGCAAAAUCAACGAAAAGGCCGCAGGUGUCACAGCGGACUAUUCUGUUGUUGCCAAUGCCGGCCAUCACUUGUAUCUUGACAAUCCCUCAGAGUUCAACCGUAAAGUGCUCAAUUUUCUUAAGCUUUCGUCUUGA